This is a messenger RNA of Halteromyces radiatus, 1656 nucleotides long. RefSeq names its product chitinase 1. Gene Ontology annotation, cellular component: extracellular region. The record is from RefSeq and is a predicted model, not a curated record. The transcript has 5 exons. Gene Ontology annotation, biological process: chitin catabolic process; carbohydrate metabolic process. Gene Ontology annotation, molecular function: chitinase activity; chitin binding. The coding region runs from base 1 to 1656 and encodes 551 amino acids. NCBI's taxonomy places the organism in Eukaryota, Fungi, Mucoromycota, Mucoromycetes, Mucorales, Cunninghamellaceae.
AUGAUAUUUGCCGGUAAACGAUUUAUUAGUAUUGUUACUGCUACUGCUGCUCUUCUUGCCUCUUCUUCUUUUGGUUCGGUUGAAGCUAGUGGUAUUCCUAGUAAUGCUGUUGUUGAAUAUUGGGGUCAAAAUUCUGCUGCUGCUGGUGGAAGUGGCUCUCAACAAAAUCUGGCUUACUAUUGUGAUGGUCAAACAGAUGUGCUUGUUAUCAGUUUCCUCUAUGAAUUCAACGUUGGUGGACUUCCAGGUUUGAACUUUGCUAACGCAUGUACUACUUCUUUUGAUGGAACUACUUUGUUACAUUGUCCCGAUAUCGCUAAAGAUAUCAAAACAUGUCAAUCCAAAGGUGUCAAGAUUUUGCUUUCUCUUGGUGGUGCAGCUGGUGCUUAUGGAUUCAGUUCUGAUGCUCAAGCAACUACAUUUGCGCAAACACUGUAUGAUAUGUUUGGUGCUGGUACACAUAAAUAUCGUCCGUUUGAUGAUGCUCAGGUAGAUGGAUUCGACUUUGAUAUUGAAGGUGGAGGCUCGACUGGAUACGCCACUUUAGCAGAUACUCUCAAAUCUCUUUCCAACAAUCAACUUUUAAUUACUGGUGCUCCUCAAUGUCCUUUCCCUGAUGCCAUGCUGGGUGAUGCCUUGAAUAAUGCCUUUUUCGAUGCCGUCUUUGUUCAAUUCUACAACAAUUAUUGUACUCCUUCUGGUAGCAACUUCAACUUUGACACUUGGAACAACUGGGCAACAACUACUUCAAAGAACAAGAAUGUCAAGGUCUUUUUGGGUCUUCCUGGUUCUCCAACCGCUGCUGGCAGUGGCUAUCUCACCUUUAGUCAAAUUCAAUCAGCUGUACAAAGUGUUCAAAAAUACAGUAGCUAUGCUGGUGUCAUGUUCUGGGAUGCAUCCCAAACUUAUAGCAACACUCAAGUCUCACCCAAUCUUGCCACUGCUGUAGGAAAAUUGGUUCAUGGUGGUGCAUCUGGUUCUCCAAGCACUACUCCCACCACUGGUACUACAUCGACUUCCUCCAGUAACAAACAAUCAUCUGCGUCGGCCACAGAAUCAUCCACUUCAGCUGUACCUUCAUCCUCUCCUACAACCAGUCCAUCUACAUGUGUCAAGACUGGCGACAGUUGUCCUACCAACAAUCAAUACACCUGUUCCGGCAGCUCGUUUGCAGCAUGCGAUAAUGGCAAGUGGGUGCUGCAAGGAUGCCCCAGCGGACUUACGUGCUUCAAGACUACAGAUGGAUCAUCUAUCUAUUGUGCUCAACCUCUGUCUGGCAAGGUCGAUACUUGUUCUGCUUCUUCUGCCUCUCCUGCAUCCGCUACUGCUCCCAAGCCUUAUACAAAUAAUCGUGUGCAAGCUCAAUUGUCUGUGGUCAGUUCCAAUACAUCAUCAUGGUCAGCCGUCAUCAAUGCCCGUCGUACCGAUAUCAAGCCAUUUGGGUCUCAAGUCGUGGUGGGAUUCACCCUUGGUCCUCAUAUGAAUCUGACUUCAGCCGAUAACGCAAAGAUCUCGCAAAAAGGAAAUAAGGUUACUAUGCAAGUCAAGAAUCCUCAUCGAAAAUCCAUGGAUUUGGUCUUCUCUAUCAAGGGUUCCAUUGAUCAAGGCGGUGUCUUUGUCGCUCCUUCUUCCUCUAGUAUGACUUUUCAAUCCUAA